Microdochium trichocladiopsis is the source of this 2230-nucleotide messenger RNA. RefSeq lists its product as uncharacterized. NCBI's taxonomy places the organism in Eukaryota, Fungi, Ascomycota, Sordariomycetes, Xylariales, Microdochiaceae. The transcript has 2 exons. The record is from RefSeq and is a predicted model, not a curated record. Gene Ontology annotation, molecular function: DNA-directed DNA polymerase activity; damaged DNA binding. Gene Ontology annotation, biological process: translesion synthesis. The coding region runs from base 122 to 2008 and encodes 628 amino acids.
UCGUAACAACGACCCACCGAGGACUGACAGCAACAACAACAACAACGCGGGCGAUCCGCACAGAAGGCAGCACCACGAUGCCCGCUUGCCACUUGCUUCGUAGCUGGAAGAGGCACUGGCGAUGAGCAUUGCAGUGCUGACGCCGAAUCCGCUGCCGCCUGGCUCCAGGACGGCACGCCCAAGCCCGCUCGGUGACGAUCGGGUCGUUCUGCAUUUUGAUUACGACUGCUUCUAUGCUAGCGUCUUCGAGAACGAGAACCCGGCCCUCAAGUCCUUGCCGCUAGGCAUCAAGCAGAAGAGCAUCCUCGCCACGUGCAACUAUGUCGCCCGGGCACGUGGCGUCAAGAAGCUCAUGCUCAUCUCGGAUGCGCAGCAGAUCUGCCCCGACCUGGUCCUCAUGAACGGUGAAGACCUGACGCGCUUCCGCAAUGUCUCCAAGAAGCUCUGGACCUUCCUGCGCGCCCACUCAUGGAACAAUCGCGUUGAACGCCUCGGCCUGGACGAGGUCUUUAUGGACGUCACAGACAUCAUUGCCUACAACCAGGCCUUGGUGAACCCCCAUGCUCUCGAGCACUCCUUCUUUCAGCUCUCGGACAAGGAUCCGGAAAAGGGCUUCGCCUUCGAUGCCACCCAAUAUUUCGGCUGUGUCCAGCCUCCAGCAGAAACAGAUGGGGUGAAUGGUGUCACCAGCCACCUGGGAAUGCGCUUCAUCCUUGCGUCACAUCUGGCUGGCUAUCUCCGACGCUACAUUGAAGAUCAGUUUGGCUACACUUCUAGCGGGGGCAUCGCCGUUAAUAAGACCUUGGCCAAGCUUGCAGGCACUGUGAACAAGCCCAAGAACCAGACGACCCUAUUACCAUACAGUGAAGAUGACAUUCAAAGUUUCGUUGAUAAGCACAAGCUACGCAAGGUUCCGGGCAUAGGCUUCCGGACGGCACAGCUGAUUCAGGACCACUUGCUGUCGACGGACUCUUUUAAAAACAACAACUCCCAUGACCAGAGCAACGAUGCUCGGCUCACUGUUGCUGAUGUCCGGAAGCACAAUGGCAUGUCCAGGACCCUGCUACAUCAUAUACUUGAUAGACCCGGUGCCGAGAAAGCCGGCGCAGACAAGAUCUGGAACCUGCUCCAUGGCGUAGACACUUCCGAAGUAAAGGAAGCCAGCGACGUGCCUUCUCAGAUUAGCAUCGAGGACACCUACAUGUCCAAGCCUCUGAACUCGAUCGGGGAGAUCAUGCGCGAGCUGCGUUCUCUUGCAGCAUCACUGGUUCGACGGCUGCGCGUCGACUUGACUGAUGAAGACCCUGGCUCACCUGAUGCAGAUGAAGGUGUCAAGCUCAGGUGGAUAGCCCAUCCGAGGACGCUGCGGCUUUCAACCCGAUGCCGUCCCAAACUGGGCACUUUGGUGUCGGAAGCCGGCAACACAGAAAGCUUCAGUCGCAACACCCGCAGCCAGCCACUCCCAAGCAUCAUCUUCAACCUCGAGGAAGCAGUAGAGGCAAUAGCGGAACAGCUCGUCCAGGGGUCUUUGCUGCCCAUGUUCCGGCGCCUGAAUGCGGAGCGCCAGGGAUGGAACCUUGCGCUGAUCAACAUCUGUGUAACAAACAUGGUCCUGGCUGGCGGCACGGGUGAGGGAGCAGUCGGUGUGGGCAGAGACAUCUCGCACAUGUUCCGCACACAAAAAGACAAGCUGCGUGAGUUUACGGCGUACGAAGAGGACGGGGCCGGCCCAGAGUCGCCCAUGCGUGUGCCACCUGAUGCAUUGAUACAACAGGACGAAGCCAAUCCCGAAGAGGAGUCUUCCCCGGCCGACCAGCAAGGGCCGAAGACCUGGACGACUGGCCGUGACCAAGAUAUAGGCCACCAGAUUCUAGAAGCCGAACUCAGCGACGCUGUAUGGGAGGAAGACGAAGACGAGCCCGUAGCUCAGCAUGUCUGCGCGAUAUGCCAGCAUGCCGUCCCCCAGUUUGCCCUCGCAGCCCAUGAGAGGUUUCACUCGAUGGCAUGAUCGUCGAGGACCACCACUUUCUCUGUACACUUGAUACAAUUGCUACGAGUAUACACGGCCCAAUGUAGGGCGAUUUUAAAGAAUUCAAAACGUACCAUCCAAAAUCCAGUCAGGGUAGAGCCCUGUAUGUGAAUUGUUGGUCCUGUGUAUGAGAUACCAAAACCGGCCACAUGCGAGACCAACAUCGAGCCAACUAGACAAAAUUGAUGAUCAUGUCAUUAU